Messenger RNA from Lampris incognitus (smalleye Pacific opah), 2035 nucleotides. RefSeq names its product lysophosphatidylcholine acyltransferase 3 (gene lpcat3). Gene Ontology annotation, cellular component: membrane. Gene Ontology annotation, molecular function: 1-acylglycerophosphocholine O-acyltransferase activity; lysophospholipid acyltransferase activity. The record is from RefSeq and is a predicted model, not a curated record. Gene Ontology annotation, biological process: phosphatidylcholine biosynthetic process; lipid modification. NCBI's taxonomy places the organism in Eukaryota, Metazoa, Chordata, Actinopteri, Lampriformes, Lampridae. Bases 129 to 1529 code for a protein of 466 amino acids. The transcript has 13 exons.
UCAGAAAGAUAAAAGGAGCGCGCGCGUGUGUGCGUGAAGUAAAAGGAGUGUGCGCGCGCGCGAGCGCGAGUGUGUCUGACUAUCCGUCGUCCCCGGUCGCAUCUCGGAGCCACUUCCGCCCCACGUGAAUGAUGGCGGCUCUCUUGAUGGAGCGACUGUCGGAAUCUUUAGGUUCCCCGGAACCGGCGGUUCGGCUCAUUUUAUCCAUUUUAAUCGGGUACCCCUGUGCCCUGGUGUACCGACGGUUCUUUUUCCACCAGUCUGCCACCAUUGUUCAUUUAUUCCACACCUUGUCUGGACUGGCUCUAGCAGCAUUCAACUUUGGCUCUCAGCUCUGUCACUCCGCAGUAUGCAUCUUUGUCCAGUUCCUGAUGCUGAGGCUCAUGGGAAGGACAGUAACAGCCGUCCUAAGCAGUUUUAUCUUUCAAAUGGUGUACCUGCUGGCAGGGUAUUACUACACGUCUACAGAAGAGUACGAUAUCAAGUGGACCAUGCCCCAUUGUGUCCUCACGCUCAAACUUAUUGGUUUGUCGCUUGAUUACUAUGAUGGCGGGAAGGAACCAUCAAAGCUGAGUGCGGAGCAGGUGAAGGGAGCCCUGCCGUUUGUGCCCUCGCUGCUGGAGGUGUACGGCUUUUCGUACUUCUACGGGGGCUUCUUGGUGGGGCCCCAGUUCACACUACGCAGCUACAUGAGGCUGGUGGCGGGGGAGCUCACCGACUGCCCCGGGAAGCCCCCCAACAGUGUUGUACCUGCUAUGACAAGGUUUGCGCUGGGUGUUCUCUGCCUGGUCAUAUAUACAAUAUUCAGUCCACAUUACCCUGACAGCUACUUCCUAACAGACGAGUAUGAGGCCCAGCCAUUCUGGUAUCGCUGUGUGUUCAUCCUCCUCUGGGCAAAAAUCAUUCUGUAUAAAUAUGUCAGCUGUUGGGUCAUAGCAGAGGGUGUAUGUAUACUCUCCGGGCUAGGUUACAAUGGUGUGAGUGAAGAUGGGAUGCACCAGUGGAAUGCCUGUGCCAACAUGAAGGUGUGGCUGUACGAGACGACGCCUCUCUUCACGGGAACCAUCGCUUCGUUCAAUAUAAACACCAACGCCUGGGCAGCCAGGCAUGUGUUCAAACGGUUGAAAUUUCUGGGCAAUAAGAUUGUGUCUCAGUUGGCAACACUGCUGUUCCUCACCAUCUGGCAUGGCCUGCACUCCGGCUACCUCCUGUGCUUCUCUAUGGAAUUCAUUAUCGUCACAGUGGAGAGACAGGCCCAGGCAUUAGUCAGAGACAGUCCCACUCUGAGCAAGCUGGCUAAUAGCCCCCUAUACCCUGUCAUCUAUGUGGUCCAGCAGUUUAUCCACUGGCUCUUCAUGGGUUACCCGCUGGUGCCAUUCUGCCUGUUCACCUAUGACAAAUGGCUAAAGGUGUAUUCAUCUGUUUACUUCUGCGGUCACCUAUUCUUCUUAGUAGCCUUUUUAAUCAUGCCAUACGUCCGCAAGGCGCUGGUACCUAAGAAAGACGAGGGGGAGAAGAAGCAGGACUAAGACUCUAAACUGAUCUCUCCACAGAGCUGUAUAUUCACCCAGGAUGCAACUUAAGGGAACUGUGACUUAAGGAAAACCAGAUCGGAGAACAUUGAAAGGCCUUCUGUAAUAUAUAUAUAUAUAUUAUACAACCUGUAAAAAAAAAAGUUCUUUCUAUAUAUUUUUGUGUUCUAAAUGGGGCGGGUGUUUUUACAAACAUUUGGAGAAAUGUUUACAGGAAAUGACCAUUGUGCCACCUGGGUAAUUGUGAGCCAAUCAGGGGUAAUUUCCUGUUUGUUCUGAAGUAUUGCACUCACCGGUCACGGGUUUUUGGGGGUCAGUGGCUGGCUCUGGUGUUUCAGUCUCAGUUCAAGCCCUCGCUUUCAGCGGUGAACAUUCUCAGGGCCGAGUUUCAGGCCCUACAUUGACGUAUUUGGCACUUUUAAAUGUAUUAAUAUGAGAUGCAAACAACUUUCGGGGAGGAAAAGGUUGCUGCUCUGACAGGAAUAAUAAUAUUUGAUUGAGGC